CUGGCACCGUUACCCAAAUCAAAAAGCUUCCACCGCCACCGCAAUAUCAACACCAGCAAUUACUGCCAACCUACGCCAUUUCUGGGUCUUGGCCUCCGGAGUAGGAGGAGGGAUGGUAUUAGUACCAGAAGAACAAUAAAGAAUUGCUAUUUGGUGUCUCGUUCGAUAACUGAAAGGCCGAAGAAGAAGAAACUCCCCGCGCCCCUCAGGACCUUGAAUACAUUCGCGAAACCCAGAGAGUCUGUUUUGUCUGUUUGUACUCAUUCCUUUGUUUUCAUUUCUCUAAUACUACUUUUUUCACAUGAGUUUAUUUGUGUAGGUUUUGGAAUUUCUCUAGAAAAACAGAGACAUUAAAUAGAUUGAGGUUAAGCUGACUCUAAUGAUAGAGGACCCAAGAGAAGUUGAACAAAGGAGAUUACUUGGCAUUGAUGAAUUUCUGAUGUUUCUUUCACCUUCCGGGAGGAAACAUUUCAAACUCGUAGAACACCAUGGUGAUUCCAGACUCGGGUUUAUUUGCCACCACAAACAACAGAACCCAAGCAGGAGUUGAUGUCUAUAUGACCGAAGACCAUCUCCAUGAGCUUCAGUUUUUGGUAACUGAAGAUCCUAAAAUCUUGAUGAAAAAGGAGAGCGUGAAAAAGGAGAAGCAGAUUAUGGUUGAUCCAAUAUCACUGAGACAAUCGUCGUUGAGAGAAGCUAGCUUCAAUAUAUUGUUGCAGCCUGUUGUUACAGCCCGAAACUCUCCACCACCUCUGCUGCCUGCAAAUUCCAGGUUCGUUAGCUGCAGUCUACCCAACUCGGCCUCUUCAUCUGCACGAUUCAGUUUCAAUCAUCUGAAGAAGAAAUGGAGAAACGAAGGCCAAGAAUCUCCCCGAAAAAUUGAUCUUAUAGCUCGCCAACACUCUUCUGCACACUCACUGCAACAGGUAAUCGAUUUACGGAAGAGUCAAUCUUAUGCUGAAGGAAAAGCAUAUGAACCUUCUGAUGAAUUUGAUCUCUGGUUCAGUGAACCAAAUGCUACCAAGCUUGACAACAGGAAUCAUGAGAGCUUCAACAAAACCAAGACCGGCAAAGUUAUUCACAAGAAUGGUAAGAAUAUGGAUCAUGACAAUGAUGAAUUUAAAUGCGGUGCCCUUUGUCUGUACCUCCCAGGUUUUGGCAAGGGAAAGCCAGUGAGAACAAGAAAGGUAGAACCAGAGAUGGAAAAUGUGAUAUCCAGGACAGUUUCCUUGGAAAAAUUUGAAUGUGGAUCUUGGGCUUCAUCAGCCAUACAUGAAGAAGAUGGAGACUCGACGAAUCGCUACUUUGAUCUGCCACUUGAGUUGAUUCAGAGUAGUGUGAACGAUGCACAUUCACCAGUUACUACGGCUUUCAUGUUCGACAAGGAUCGCAGAGUGACUCUCAAGCAUGGUCCAACCAGAGCAACCUCCAGAAAAUCCCAUGAAUCCUCUCGCCAUGUUCGGUUUCCACCAUCUUCUCCAUCAUCAAACCCUGCCUCACCCGCUUCUUGUAUUUCCCCACGCUUGCGCAAGGCGAGAGAAGACUUCAAUGCCUUUCUACAAGCACAGAGUGCAUAACCAUUGCUGGAUCAGCAUUUUUAAACUUUUGGUUCAAGCUGUUCUGUGACUAUUUUUUUUUUGGGUUCUAUUUUCAUGUCUUCCUGUUGAGGAUCUCUCUUUGGUGUAAUGUUGAAGAUUUGGAUGGGAGUCAUGACUAAAUAUGUACUGUCCCUUCUACUGGAAAGUAAUAUGAAGCAUUGACUAUUGAGUUGCAUUUU
This is a messenger RNA of Tripterygium wilfordii, 1777 nucleotides long. RefSeq lists its product as uncharacterized. Bases 489 to 1577 code for a protein of 362 amino acids. The record is from RefSeq and is a predicted model, not a curated record. Gene Ontology annotation, cellular component: chloroplast thylakoid membrane. Gene Ontology annotation, biological process: response to photooxidative stress; photosystem I assembly. The transcript has 3 exons. NCBI's taxonomy places the organism in Eukaryota, Viridiplantae, Streptophyta, Magnoliopsida, Celastrales, Celastraceae.